CGAUCAAACGAACGAUCCGGGAGGAUGGAGUAGCGGGAACCAGGGAUCGAUUGCUUCCCGAUAGUUGGCAUGGAGGACACGACAGUGGGCAUCAUCGAGGGCUAAACUAUCGGAAUAAAUAUGGCGUCAGGGGUACCGAGCGUUCAUCAGAGGAAGCUUGGACCAGCGCCGAUAGCAUCCUUCGAAGACCUGUCCGACGAGGUGGAAAACGGGGAACCGGCUACGCGAAUGCCAGGCAUCGUUGAGGUGACUACGCCAGCAACGCCUGGUAGUUCGCUUAAGACACCCAGCACGCCGAGAAUUGACAUCAGCAGGGCGAGCAGUUCCUCCCACCAUGAGGACAGUAACUCCAGAGAAUCGUCGCCGGAAAGGGAGCUCCUUGCAGGCGGAGAGCCUCCACCUGGGUGCAAGCUGACUCUAGGAUACAAAGAGGAUGCUCAAGAUUUGAGAUCCUCAACGGAGGAGUUAGAUCUGCAAGAUCCCAUUCAUGAACAGGAUCUCAGAAGGGAAUCGAAGAAACUUGCGAAAAGACGAAAGGACGAUGCUUCUCAGUCGGAUUAUAGCAGCAGACAAUUGGACAGAGAACGCAAGGACAGCAACUGUUCGGAGAUCAUUUUAUUGAAUAUCAGUGGAAGAACGUCGAGACUCUCUUCCGUGGGUAGCCAAGGUUCCGGAGCUUCUGGCAAGCUCUCCGUCGUUUCUGCUACCUCCUCCAGGUCGCCUAGUCCGCACAAGUGUCUGUUGGAAACGUCGUUCUGCGGGAGCAAGCCAACGCUGGCGGACAAUUUGAUCGAACCAUCGAAGCCAGAAACAGACGACCUAGAGAAGAUUUUGUUGAAACGGGAGGCUGAUACUACCAAAGCGUUGAUUCCGGAGAGCAUAAAGGUGUCGAUGGUCGAUGGGAAUUUGAAACCAGAUCCCUUGGACAAACCUCGAAGACGGGGCCGCGAGGAAAGGAAAGAAAUCUUCAAGCGGGAAGUGGAAAUUACCAAGAGAUUUUUAGAGAAAGUGAACAUAGAGGUACCUAUCGCGAAGAAGCCAGCCGAUACACAGAGUAUAACGUCCCAACAGCAGACACCGAAGAAUCAAGCGCAGGAGGUUCAGAAGCCAGCCACGUUGGACUUCAACGACAAGAGAAAGAAGACUCAGAACUUUAAGGAAAUCGUGCAAACGACUCCCACAACGAGCAGCGUGACUGGCAGUCCGAAACUGCCUAGGCAUCAGAAAGUACGAGAUCUCGAGGGUUCGCGAACUCCCAGUCCCUCUUCCGUCUCGAGGAAGAGCAGCUUCACCUCCCUGUUCAAGGCCCGCACAGACAGCAGUGUUUUGAGUCCAGAAUCGCCGUCACCCAGUACGAAACCGCGCCGUAGUCUCACCUCGAAGAUUAAGGAUACCACGGAGAGUCUGCGCAGCAGAUCGAAAUCGAGGGAAAGAGUGUCCAUGGACAGAGGGUCUAGCUUGAAAAAGGAAUCGAAGAACAAAGGAGUAUUCUCGUCGACGUUGAGUUUGUUCAAAAAACGGGAGCGGAAGAAGAGUUACGACGAGGCUAUCGCUGCCUCCUGCGGCACCGAUCUCGACACCGGCGGCGGCGAACAUCCGUCCUUGGAGAGCAUCGGUCACGUAGAGUUUCGGUUUAACGCCGAGAAGGAGAACCGCAAGGAUGACUCGAUCUUCAUAAGCCUCCACGCCGACGACAGAAACUAUGAGGAGGCGUUGCCUUCGGAGAGCGUCUCGAUCCCUUUGGAAACGCCGACGAAACUGUUGGACGAGUACGAAUCUGAGCCUCGUACAGGAAGCAUAGUCACGGAAGUGUCCAUAGAACACUAUCCACCGCCGUCGAGAAUCAGAACCGAGGCUCUAAUCGAGACAUCCCCGAGAACGUACACCGAGGACAAUCGAGUGCCUCGAAGCGGAUCCAAGGAUUCGGAGAUUUCCAGGAGUUCCUCCAAGGACUCCAAGUUAAGCGGUCAAGCUAAAACGAGCGAAACCCUCGCGAAAUCGUCUACGAAGAGCAAAGCGGAACAUCGGGUUUCCAGUAGUUCUUCGAAAGAUUCGAUCGGUAAGAAAGAAGCCACGAAACCGAAGAGAAGAAGCAAAGAGGUUAAGCAAACGAUAGAACCGCCGGAAAGAAUAGACGAAGUUAAACAGAAACAACAGCCGAAAGAAGAGCCGAUCGAAAGCACAGAAAGCAGAACAUCCGAUUUUAUCGACGACGUGAUCAAGCCAGCGGAUGGACUGACGAAGGCGUCCAGCGUCAUCUCCGACUUGGAUCACAAUAGCUCGGAAUCGGAAAGAGACUCCGAGAUCGAGUUCAUAAGAAACAAGGCUGAGAAACUAGCCGAGGAAUUGCCCGACGAGAGAAAGGGUUUGUUUUACGAGGAGAGCUUCGAAGAGGAUCUCCCUUAUGUACCCACCACCUUGCCCUUGGAGAAGAGCGUAGCUGUGCCGAUCCUACCCGUAAAACAACGACUUCAGGAAGUAAGAACAAUACCUAUCGAGAGGCCUCGGUCCACGACACCCAUAAAUCGGACUCUGCUCGACGAGUUCGUGAUGCAAACAUCUCUAGACGAGCGUCGCGUGGAGAAGAUGAAGAUAUCGUUGCCCCGGGAGGAGAGUUUUAAAUUGAAGAGUCCGAGAAAGCACGCGGCAAAUACGUUCAUGGAGUUUGCGGGCAAGGUGCCCGAUGGAGGGCGAAAGAGCGCCGGGAAAUCGCCGAGUCCACCACCACUGCCACCGAGAGCGUCCGCGAGACCAAGCAACUGGAUCAAUUUCGAGGAGAUUCCGGAAAAGAGGAAAGCACCGAAAAGAAUUCAAACGAUCCCGCGUCCCGAUGACGAAGGAAAAUCGGCCGGGUACAAUUACGUACAACCGGAAGAGUGCAGAUGCGAGUGCCACGAGGAGUCUCGAAGAGCAUCGAUGAAAGAACCGACAACAACGAGAACAUCCUCUUCCUGUAGCAGCAACGGCGAACGACCGUGCAACGGCGAUAACUGCACGGUACCGAGUUCCACCUCGAUGGACCGUGCCAGCAUCGUCAGUGACAGCUCGCUGGAGUGCAGCCUGAGCAUCGAGGAAGGCAAUAAUCAGCCAUUGUACGCAGGCUCCUCGAAACCGUUUAGCAUAGACCUGGACGUGAGAUCGAACAGGUCCAGCAUCGUGUCGCAGGACGAGACUGACGAGAUAGCCUGCACCAAUAAUAGUUAAACAACGGCACGCCUCGCCUUAUUCUACCUUUUUUCUUAUUUUCUUUUAUAGAUUCUCCAUAACGAUACACUCUCUCUCUCUUCGAGACGAGUUCUUCGUUGCUCGUUGUAGCGCGCGUCUAGCUGUGUUCUCGAAUUUCUAUCGGACCUUUUCGCUCAAGAACGUACUCUCUAUCUAUGAUCGUGUCUUCGCAUUUAAUAGAGUUUCUUCGUUGAUUAUUCCUAUUUAGAGGGACCGGUUACAGACGGUUUUAAACGUAACGAUCAUCCCUGUGAAUUGGAAUACGUCUCGUUAACGAUAUCUCGUCAAGUUGUAAAAGCGCAGAGUCGUUUGUUAUUCGGGAAACGCGUGCAGAUCGUACACAGGGUGUCUCGGAGAAUACGUACACCUUGAAAGUAAAGCCUCGACGGCAACGAAAAGAAUCUCGGGAAGCCCUCUGCCACUUUACUAUUUUUCGUUUUUCAGCCUAUAACGAAUCAAAACCAACCCAUAGUUCAAACUCUGUCGAUCGUUUCGGACAUUUUUCUCGUCUUUUCUCGUCUUUUCUCGCCUUUUCUCGUCUUUUGUCGUCUUUGUCCCCAUAUAAGUUCUUCGAAAUCGUGAAACCGCUUCAUCCGCGUCGAUUUCACUGAAACGCAAGGGCCACGGAAAUUCCGCUACAUUUUUGCUAUCGUCCAGCGUCGAAUACUUGUACAUAACCUCGUAAUAGAGUUUCUGAUCCGCGCGAAAAUCCCUAGAACUUUUUCGGGCGAAACGUAUCUUCCACGAAAACUCCAUCGUUACCGCGCUCGAAUCAUGGUUUGAACUCCGCUUUGACUCGAACGCUUUAGCUGAAACAGACGGACAUCGAUUACAUCGUGCAGAGACGACAAGUCGGCUAGCGAAAUAAACACCCCGAUCUGAUCGAUUAUAAUAUAAUAGAUAUACUUGUUCGAAUACGAACUUUAAAGCAAUAGCAUCGCAGUACAGACAGAGUAUCUCUCUUGCUCCUAGUAUCUCAUCCACCUUCUGAUCUCUGUAACCGUUGUGCGAACAAACGGUUCAUCGGUUAUCCGUUUCUGUAUUUUCUUAACGGACAAAAUCGUGUGUACACAUUGACCAAAAGCUUCCGUACGGUUAAGUAUACGGUUAAUCGCAAAUACACGAUGGUUGUGGACGGUGGCUUGUACUCGAAAUUGUUAAAAUUGCUUCUCGAGGUUCGUAAUAAGAAAUUACUGAAAAAUAACUAGCUAGCUGAAUUUGAAUUGUAUCGAAAGUAUGUUGAAGUUCGAAAAGAACGAAAGUUCUAUUUGAGGAAGAAAGUUGCGCGAAGAAAGCGUUAGUUCGUUGCGAUAGGAUAACGUGACGCUUCAUAUCAUGUAUGUAGAUAACCUUAGAUCUGUAAAUGUUACGUUGAUAUAGAAGAGUUUAAAGCGCGAAAAAUUAAUCGAAUGUUAAAAAGCAAAUUAUCGUUAAGUAAUUAUUCGAUUCGUUUUAGCGAAUCAUGACUUUUUCGAGCAUCGUUUUCUCUGGUUCAUAUCGCGGGUUCGGUAAAAAAAUCGCGAGGAGUUUCUUCCUGCAUUUCAUUGAUACGUCAUUCUAUCGGUAUCGUGUGUGUAAACAAUCGGUAUGCGAGAAAAAUGCGUGAUAUGCGAGGAAAGCGUGUACAUAAUCACCGUUUCAUAAACGGUGCACCACCAUGGUGCGUUUCAUAUCCAUGGAAUUCACGUUACAUUCGAAAAUGUAAUGACUCUUUAAAAGCGUACCUUCAGAAACGAGCCACCAUCCACAGACCUAAGGUGUGUACCUAAGCCGACAAAGCGAAAUAUGGUAUCGUUAAGGAGUUGAAAAUCAAAUGACAAGAAUCGUAUCGAUUGCACUCUCACUCUGAUCAUUAGAGUGCUUCGGUUUUUAGUGUAUAUUCCUCUUUUAAUCGAACUAGCUUCAUUUUAACUUCCAAAGUUCAAUUUUAUUUUCGUUAUUCCACUGAAACGAGCUGCAGAGAAACUCUAACUCAGAGUUGUUCUUUUAUAAGUCCAUCGGACAGAAAAAUCCCGUAGUAAAGCGAAAAGGAGAAUCAUCGUUCAUCAUUUAUCGGCAGGAUUUCAAUUUUAGAAUUAGACUUUGGCUUAAAAGCCUAGGUUGGUUCGAGUAAAACGAGUAGGUACAAAGCGUAAGUUUAUUCGCUUAAAAUCUAUGUUACGUUUGAAUUAGGCUCGAAUUCGAAGACCAGGUUGCAUCGUGGACUUACCGAUACCUACCAGCAGACACCUGCUCUAGAUGCAGAGGGAUUUCUUCUUCACCAAGAAAACUCAUCUAUUCCAUCUCAUAAUUUCCUUGUUCGUUUUACAAGUCCGUCGAGCCGUUUUAGAUCACUUCUGUUCUAACUAAAAGGCGAAGAAACGAAAAGAAAGACUCGCAUACACGUUUAGGAAUUGAUUUAUUCCGUUUUUGCCAUUGCGACAAAAUACAAUCUAAUGGGCAUAUAGAAGGUAAUUAAUUAGGAUCUUCGAUCAGCGAGUCUUGUCCUUAGAUGUCGAUUAUUAUUUGUCUCCGCUACCUUUACCUCGGGUAUACUUCGAUUAUACAACUUCAUUGUAUUCGAUAUUUAUUUGAAUCGUCUAAAAAAAUCAGACGCGGAGGAACCUCUGGAGAUCGUCUGUUGCAUACAGACGAAACUUGAACUCCUUAGAGAAAAUCUUCUGACAUGGAUGAUCUGGUAUUGGAUAGAUGAAAUUCUUCGUUCUUUAGAAAUCUAUAUUCGAAAUAUGUAGAUGUAGAGAUGUUUAAGAUCGUAAGUUGGUCAUUUAAAUUCUGAAUUAUUUCUGAAUUUAAAACCGAGUUCAGAUUCGAUCGUUAACCUUAAUGGAUAUAUCGAUUUAAUUGAUGAUUUUUCCUUUUUUUAAAAGGAAAACGCUCUUAACUUUCAGCAAUUUAAUGGUAUUUCAACUGUGAUACGUAUCCAUUCGAAUACGAAAAAUUCAACCGUUUUGUGUCUCGGUAAAGAAAUAAAGAAAGGAAAGGAACAUCCUCGAACUACGAUGGGAUAUUCCUCGGUAACCAACCGUUCACGCUCCUCCUUUUAGCAAUACUCAUAACACGUACACGCAGUUCAUGAUUAUUUUAGAAGAUACUCGACGAACUACGAGCAAAUCUAAAAGAAUAUUUAAAUGUUUCUAACGUUGUGUAUAUAAAUAAAAUGAAUUCAGAGAGUGCAUAUCUUGAAGAUGUGUGUGUGAGAGAGAAAGAAACGAAGAGAAACAGCGAGUGUGUGCGAGAGCGAGGAAAGAUACGAAAGAGAAUAAAAGAAGCUGUCAGCUAAAGAGAAUAAAAUAAUGUUUUGUGUUUUGA
Molecule: messenger RNA, 6534 nt
Organism: Megachile rotundata (alfalfa leafcutting bee)
Lineage: Eukaryota; Metazoa; Arthropoda; Insecta; Hymenoptera; Megachilidae
Source: RefSeq, a predicted model, not a curated record